AAUGCCCUAAAUUUUGGAAGAAAUUAAUUAAACCCAAACCCGAAUUAAUAGAAGUUUUCAAGUUUGCAACAAUAGCCAAUGGAGUCAACACCGGCAAAAUUGAACCUUGGUAAAUCACUGUUAGUUCCAAGUGUUCAAGAGCUUGCCGAACAGCACCUAACCAAUAUUCCGGACAGGUAUCUCCGCCCCGAGCAAGAAACUCCGGUCAUUUCCGCCGGAGCGGAGGUUCCAGUUAUCGAUCUUCAAAAGUUGAUUUCAGGUGAUUCCAUGGAUUCUGAGCUGCAAAAGCUUCACUCGGCUUGCCAACAAUGGGGUUUCCUACAGGUUAUAAACCAUGGAGUGACACCUUCGUUACUGGAGGACUUCAAGAGAGAGGUUAUUGAAUUGUUCAGUCUUCCAAUGGAAGAAAAGAAGAAACUAUGGAAACAGGAAGACAACUUGGAAGGUUUCGGGCAUGCAUUCGUUGUCUCAGAGGAGCAAAAGAUUGAUUUGUAA
This is a messenger RNA of Solanum stenotomum, 495 nucleotides long. Its product is annotated as protein SRG1-like. The coding region runs from base 79 to 495 and encodes 138 amino acids. The transcript has 2 exons. The record is from RefSeq and is a predicted model, not a curated record. Lineage: Eukaryota; Viridiplantae; Streptophyta; Magnoliopsida; Solanales; Solanaceae.